Molecule: messenger RNA, 2877 nt
Organism: Sipha flava (yellow sugarcane aphid)
Lineage: Eukaryota; Metazoa; Arthropoda; Insecta; Hemiptera; Aphididae
Gene: stmA
Product: protein EFR3 homolog cmp44E
Exons: 14
Coding region: 304-2685 (793 amino acids)
Biological process (GO): protein localization to plasma membrane
Cellular component (GO): plasma membrane
Source: RefSeq, a predicted model, not a curated record
AUUCUUGGUCGAAAAAUAAUUUACUCAACGCCACUUCCUUCAUAUACCUUCUUUUAUUUAAUAUUUAAAUAAUAUUACUCUUCCGGUCGCUUCAUCAUUUUUAACUGACAAUCUUUUUUUCGUUUUCAAAUAUAAAAUCGUUAAACAGUCGCUAAAGAUCUUAGGGAUAUAUCAUACAUUCGUUUUAAUGUAACCGUCGCCUUGGUGAAUUAAUGGCACGCAUCCAUUAGUCCUCCACUUCCGAAAACGUUUUCAAAUCGAAAAACAUUUUGUGAAUUAAUUUGUUUUUCAGUACAAAUAACAAUGUGUGUUGGCUGCCUGUCUCGUAUGCGCCCGAGAUAUAAACGACUUGUAGACAACAUCUUCCCGUCUUUACCACAGGAUGGCUUGGUAAAAAAUAAUAUGGAAAAGUUGACAUUUUAUGCUUUAUCAUCGCCUGAAAAAUUAGAUCGUAUUGGAGAAUAUCUAUUCCAGAAAGCUAGUCGAGAUAUUUCUCGCAAGAGAAACGAGUUCGUAAUGAUUGCUAUGGAAGCUAUGGACCAGCUUCUAGUAGCAUGUCAUGCUCAAACUCUUAACUUAUUUGUGGAAAGCUAUUUACGUAUUGUGCAAAAGCUUCUUGAGUCAUCUGAACCCAGUUUGCAAAUACUAGCCACACAAUCGUUUGUACGUUUUUCUAACAUAGAGGAGGAUACACCAUCAUAUCAUAGGCGAUAUGAUUUUUUUGUUUCCAAAUUUUCUUCAAUGUGUCAUAACAAUAAUCCGAAUUUAGCUACUAUGGAGAUGAUACGAAUGGCUGGCAUUAAAGGCAUCCAAGGAGUUAUUAGAAAAACUGUCUCUGAUGAUCUAGUCGAAAACAUUUGGGAACCUGUCCAUAUGGAUAAAAUCGUGCCAUCUUUAUUAUUUAACAUGCAUACAAUGAAGACUAAAUCAGAAAUAGUUGUUGAUAGUGGAAUAUCUGAAGAGGUCAAUGAUAAAAACGAUUCAUUUUCAUUAGCAGAAUCUUGUUUACGAGAAUUGAUUGGACGAGCAUCAUUUGGUCAUGUUAAAAGUGUCAUUCGUCCUGUACUUAAACAUUUAGAUGCCCAUCACAUGUGGGUUCCAAAUGUAUUUGCCACACAGUGUUUCCGCAUUUUAAUGUUUUCUAUUCAAUCUCAAUAUUCAUAUGCUGUUGUGGAAACACUGAUGACUCAUUUGGAUGAAAACAGUAAUGCUUCUCCAAAAAUCCGAACCAGUAUUGCAGAUGUAUUAUCCAAGAUCAUAGCUAUCGCAGCUAAUGAAAGUGUUGGACCAACAGUUUUAGAAAUCAUUAAUUCUCUACUUACCAAUCUCCGUACAUCGGUCACAAGGCGACCACCAUCUAACAUUGGUCUUGCUGAAUCAGACGGAGAAAAUGAAUACAGAGAAGCACUUAUACAUGCACUUGGAGAAUUUGCUGCUCAUUUGCCUGACUACCAAAAAAUUGAGAUUAUGAUGUUUAUCAUGUCGAAAGUACCACAAUUUAAAUCUUCCAAUAAUCCCAAUGACCUCCAUGUUCAAAGAAUGUGUUUAAAAUCUCUCUUAAUGGUUAGCACCAAGUAUAGUUCAGUGCAAAUGAAUGCCACUUUUCCUCAAUCAUUUUUGGAUCUUUUGUUGAAAACAUUAACUGUUUCCGAGGAUGAAAUACGCUUCAUUGUACUCCGUAUUCUUCAUACACUUUUAGAUAGGCAUGCCAAUGCUGCUAAGUUCUCAAAAGCUACGGUUGAUAUAUCAAAAUCUGAUAUAAAUCUAGAGAAAUGCUCUCGCAGUGAUACAAUAUUCAUCCGGAAAUAUGCUCAAGAUAUUUAUGUAUCUAUAUACGAAAGCUUAGAGAUGACCAAUAAUACUGUUGACAAUGUGGAAGCUGUGUAUACAACAUUGGCUUUGAUAUGUAUUGAAUUAUUGUCUGAGGAGACUGUAUUAGACUUUAUCAGGCUGAUUUUAAGCAUACAAGAAUUGGCCAUUACUAAUGCUGUGUUGUCCACUCAACAGAAAUUUAAUUUGCACUCUUUGGUCAUUAGUGUUAUGCUUCUAGUAGCAAUUGUAAUAGACUUGCACCCGCUUAAGGAUUACAUAGAAAAAAUAAUCGAACAAAGGAAACUAAUGAAUGCCACUCAUUUGCUACCAGAAUUAAGUGUGCAUAAUGAAAUUAAAUCUUCAUGUUUGUUACCAGCUGGUGUUUUAAUUGAAGAGCCAGAACUAACCGAGGCUUUAAAAGCUUCAGGAAUUGACAUUACAGCGGAAACUGGACCAAUAUUAACACAUAGACGCAGUUGGGUUGAUAACACCAACAUGUCUAUGAAAGGAAGUUUCACAGAUCUGAGCAAUUUAGAUUUAGACAGUGUCAACUCUACUCCGGCAAUGCAAAGACGUUUCUCGCCUAACGAAGAUCUUUCCUUUGAAGCCAUGAAACGUUCUUUAUUAGAUAAUCCAGUGACUAAAUCUGAACAAAACACUAAGCAAUCACAACUGUGCGAUAUGUUCAGGAACUCGUCUUUCCAGGAUCUGGUUGCAAUAUCAACCCCAUCAAAGGAUGAAGAAUCUUUGCACUCCAAAAUCACCGAAGUGUUCAAUAAAGUAGAAUUGUCAAACAAGCUGUUAAAUGUUGAAACCACCAACCAGUCUACACCUAUCUAUGAGUCGUUAUUCCCCGAAUUGUUUGCGUUUUAAAAUAAUUUAUAUUUUAUUGACAAUGAUAUCGUUUUAAGAUGAAUUAUUGAGAUUCACUUAAAAUGAAGUCAUUUGAGUUUUUAUUAUUGUUAUAAAAUUUUAUUUAUAUUAAAUGAUCAUUUAGUAUUGUUAUUACUAAGGUGAAUGUUUUGUUGUUUGAUAAUAUUUAUAAAUAUAUAUGGUGUCUUAUUC